AUUUCGAAGUGUUCGAAGCCGAGGGAGAGGCAGCGGCGCGGCUCAGUCUGGUUCAGCAGCUCACGCAGGAGGUCACGAGUCGGGCCGAUGCCCUCGGCUGCGGUCAGGUCAUCGUGCCUCCUGGUCUCAUCGAUGAGGUCACUGCGCAAGUCCUGCGGCUCGCCGACUCCGAACCGUGUGGCGUGAGGGGCUGCGUCUUGCACGUGCACUACGACAGCGGGGACCAAAGACAGCGCCUCACUCGGGUCGUCCUUGACCCGACGAUGCCCAACACCUUCGAACUGUACCUCACCCUCAGACCCGACACCACGACUUGGUAUCACAAGAUGUCCAGAAUUAUCAAGCCCCUCCGGAAGUCCGGCCCUCUCCUCCUCAGCACCGACUUCAAGAUGGAGAAGAAGAAACUUUAUCCCGAGGAAUAAGGCUUUGGUCUCCUCGGACGGCGAGACCUUCCUCGCUGUCCGGAAUUUAGGCUCCUUGUUCGCCAUCGAUAUUGUGUCAGCUGUUCGCAUGUCCUCAUUGCCAGCCUUUUAGCAUUUCCAUUUUUCUGUCAUAUUUGUGCGUCUAGAAUGGCUGUCAUACUUUUGUGAAAAGAAUAUUCUUAGAAGAAUAUAUAUAAAUGUAUGUGUGUGUGUGUCUAUAUAUAUAAUAUAUAUAUAUAUAUAUAUAUAUAUAUAUAUAUUAUAUAUAUAUAUAUAUAUAUAUAUAUAUAUAUAUAUAUAAUAUAUAUAUGCACGUUUUGGAGGUUGUGUCCAAUGUCAUUUGCUAUCGCCAAACCUUAUAAGGGUUAGAAUGUGAAGAGCAAAUCCAUUUUUCGAAUCAGUCCAACUCUAACGGCGGUAAUUGUAUCACACAUAAAUAUGACGGUCAUGUGUCCAGAAGCGUCCUUCUCGUUGUGGAAAGAACCUCCUCAGGGGCAUUCGCCGGGCGGGGCGGGGCGAAGGGCCUCGUCUUCCCCUGGAAGGUCUUGCACUACUCUCCCUGAAGUUAUUCCAAGGCUUAACUCUAAUGGAAAGAAGCGCUCGCGCGCGCGCACGUGUGUGUAUUUGUGUGCGCAUGUGUGUACCUCGACCAGAGAAUUCAGUAGCUUUAACUGUUGCAACGCAGCCACGCACGAAACGGCGGCAGAAAUAUGACAGACAGAUGUGGCGCAGUGAGACGAACCCUGGCACGGCGGGUGUGCCCACGACAGCCUGUCUCGACACGAGAACACUGGCAGCAUCAAUUUAGUGAUGUCCAUAA
This is a messenger RNA of Penaeus vannamei (Pacific white shrimp), 1242 nucleotides long. The record is from RefSeq and is a predicted model, not a curated record. NCBI's taxonomy places the organism in Eukaryota, Metazoa, Arthropoda, Malacostraca, Decapoda, Penaeidae.